Molecule: messenger RNA, 2244 nt
Organism: Cooperia oncophora
Lineage: Eukaryota; Metazoa; Nematoda; Chromadorea; Rhabditida; Trichostrongylidae
Source: the annotation of a GenBank genome assembly
CCUUCGCUUCGUGGAGUGCCGUCAUCGGUCAACUAUGGCACAACCCAACAUCACACAAGCACCACGAGCAACACUACCGUGAGCGCACGGCCUGCACAAGUGCAACACAACCCGCACCCACCACAGCAAUCUCCAAAUCCGCCCCCGAUCCCAUCCAAUCCUCCUCCAGAGUCACGUGUACCUGCAUCAGUUCGAAGCGCUGUUUCUCCUCGACGAGCUACAAAGUCACCAAGACAAUGGCCGCCCGACCGCGGUCUGCCCACUCUUCGAUACUGGCAAAUUGAUCCCGCCUCCCAGUCCAGGAAAGAAAAGGAAAAUGAACCUGUGUCACUGCACGAAAUGGUGGAGGCCACCGACAAUGAAGAUGUGAAACGUACUAGGAAAGGUCGUGCACGUAAAGAUCCUGAAUCAACUCCACAAGUCGCUUAUUCAAAAACAUUUGGAAGGAAGUCUGAACGGAAGGAAAUUUCGGUUGAUGUUGAGAUUAAGGCAACGAAUUCUGAAGCCGUUUCCACCGCUCUCACUAGCAAGCCAGCAAUCAGUAGUGGUAUACACUGGACCGUCAUUCAUGCACCAAAUAGCCCAGAACUGAGAGCGCAGUACCCCAGAGACGAAUCUCCAACAAUCGAGCGCCCGUUGAAAUUGCCUGAAUCCCCAGACCUAGUAGUAACACACCCUAGCCAUGGAAAAAGCUCUCAUGCAGCCCCAUUCGACAAAACCAACACUUUAUUCCCGCCUCAUACAACGGACACUAGCACAUCACCGAUCCCGACCAUUCAGCUGCCACGACGGCGAUCGGGCACGGGAGAACCGUCGGGAAUUCUUCGAGCACUCUCGCCGGUACCCUUCAGGAGAGUUUCACCACCAGUUCUUCCCACAGCGCCGCAUGAGCCACUCCCAGAGCUAGCAGUCGACAUAUCAACACAGGAUCACCACCACCCUACCCUCGUUGGUGCGAACACAACUCCUCGACCAUUCUCUAUCCAGAACCUCUCCCCUUCACCAGUGCCCACCGUUGAGGAGAAACCAAAACGAUCUAAAGUGCUAAAGAAGGUCGACUUUUCUAAAGCCACCGUUAUCCCGGAGCUUUGGCAGAGCACCAGUGAGGUUAUCGAUGAAGAAGAAAUCUCGGCUGACUUAUCUCCAACGGAUUCUCUGCCAUUCACACCUCCGGCAGAUAAGGAGAUGUCAUCGAACGCGACCACACCAUACGACGGCGACGAAUCGGAGACCUACGACAAUAAGAGCGAUAACGCGUCAACUCUGGAAAUGGAGUUGGUAGAUGAGCAAGAGCAGUGGAUUAGGGAAGAGCUGGAAUUGGCGCAGAAGGAGGAACUGGCCAAGUUGGGCAUUCCGUUGCGAACGACCACGGAUUCUGAUAACAAGGAAGAGUGGCGCCAACAGGCAAUGGCACUUCUAAACGACGACACCCAGAUGGAGCGAGAUAUCGCCAUUGUUGCCGCUCUCAAUGAACGUCUCCAAGGUCUCAAGGGCAUGGAAGAGGAAGAUAGGCAGAAGGCUAUAGAUUGCAUUAGACGACAUCAAAAUAACCUGGAAGAGCAGCAGGACCAGCUCAGUGCGCUUCUGGACAGUGCCAUCGCCUUUCUGAAGAAUUUGGACACCUCACCAUCAACCAUGGCUUCCAAGGUACCCUUUCCAGAGCAGGAGUCGCCAACACCUCCGGAGGUGAAAGUCGAUGAUCUUUGUGAUGUGCUUGAAGAGUUAGAGAACACUCCGGGUCGCUUCAAAGGUCCUGGUGAUCUCAUUGCUGAAAAGUUGGAGCGAAUUCGUGCAGAUGAUGGUGAAGUUCCUGAGCCUCCUCUAGAUGUUCCGAUAUCUUUACUUUAUCCGAUUUUAGGUCAAUCGUAUACCCGUUCAACCUUCGAACAGCACACUGAGCAGCGCACGACAACUGGACCAGGAGGUGCACCAGCUGCGGCUGCGAAACCAUUGGAGAGCAGAGGACAUGGCUCCCUUAAUAAUCCUGGCGGUCGAAUCCCGUAUUGCGAAUCUUGCAAACAGCAAAUAAGAGGUGCAUUCGUGUUGGCUACCGGAUUGGCGUGGUGCCCAGAACACUUCGUGUGCGCCUAUCGUGGAUGCGGUCGACGUCUUCUGGAAUGUGGCUUCGUCGAGGAGAGCGGGUCCAAGUACUGUGAGGGAUGCUUCGAGGCACAUAUCGCUCCACGUUGCGCCAAAUGUGCGAAGCCCAUCAUUUCGGUUGGUUUAAAUUUCACUUCACCAUGA